Messenger RNA from Pseudovirgaria hyperparasitica, 870 nucleotides. RefSeq names its product cell differentiation protein rcd1. Gene Ontology annotation, cellular component: CCR4-NOT complex; P-body; CCR4-NOT core complex. The transcript is spliced from 4 exons. Lineage: Eukaryota; Fungi; Ascomycota; Dothideomycetes; Acrospermales; Acrospermaceae. The record is from RefSeq and is a predicted model, not a curated record. Bases 1 to 870 code for a protein of 289 amino acids. Gene Ontology annotation, biological process: mRNA catabolic process; negative regulation of translation.
AUGGCGCAUGAUUCGAUUAGCGAUGAGAACAGACGGGUGCUCGAAUGGAUCGCGCAAUUGAUGAAAACGAACACGCGAGAGUCAGCCUUACUAGAGCUGAGCAAGAAGAGAGAACAGGUUCAUGAGCUCGCUCUGAUACUGUGGCAUUCGUUUGGCGUCAUGGCCUCGUUACUUCAGGAGAUCAUCUCAGUAUAUCCGCUACUGAAUCCGUCGCAGCUCACCGCAGCGGCUUCUAACCGAGUCUGUAAUGCUCUUGCUUUGCUUCAAUGUGUCGCGUCGCACCCAGACACUCGAGGUCUCUUCCUUAGCGCUCACAUUCCCUUGUUCCUGUACCCGUUUCUGAAUACAACAUCUAAAUCCCGGCCUUUCGAAUAUCUCAGACUCACUUCACUCGGGGUCAUUGGUGCCCUUGUGAAGAACGACUCCUCCGAUGUAAUCAACUUUCUCCUUACCACUGAAAUCAUCCCCUUAUGCCUACGGAUAAUGGAGACAGGCUCCGAGCUGAGCAAAACUGUUGCAAUCUUCAUCGUUCAGAAGAUCCUGCUCGAUGAUAUCGGGCUUGCGUACAUCUGUCAGACAUAUGAGAGAUUUUACGCGGUUGGCACAGUGCUUAGCAACAUGGUGAACCAGCUAGUCGAACAACAAACUGUUCGCUUGCUUAAGCAUGUUGUGCGGUGCUUCCUCAGACUUAGUGACAACGCUCGGGCACGUGAAGCUUUACGCCAAUGCCUUCCGGAACCUCUCCGUGAUGCAACAUUCUCCUCCGUCCUCCGCGAUGACGCUGCGACCAAGCGAUGCCUGGCUCAACUUCUCAUCAAUCUUUCAGACAAUGUCGUUGAUCAGUCCAACACCCAAGGUCUGAUGCAUUGA